Messenger RNA from Xiphias gladius (swordfish), 1088 nucleotides. It is a transcript of the gene abitram, whose product is annotated as actin binding transcription modulator. The transcript has 6 exons. Gene Ontology annotation, biological process: regulation of actin filament polymerization; regulation of filopodium assembly; dendrite morphogenesis. Gene Ontology annotation, molecular function: actin monomer binding; actin filament binding. Gene Ontology annotation, cellular component: lamellipodium; dendrite; nucleus. Bases 139 to 687 code for a protein of 182 amino acids. NCBI's taxonomy places the organism in Eukaryota, Metazoa, Chordata, Actinopteri, Istiophoriformes, Xiphiidae. The record is from RefSeq and is a predicted model, not a curated record.
UGAACCUUUCGGAUGCGUUUAAAUGACGGACCAUUACAGUGUCACAUAAUUUGCUGUCCGUCAAGCAAAUUCGUGGACUAGCUAGAACAUUACUUCAAAUUUGUUCUUUUCUUACAGCCUGUGCUGUGAAUAUUUUUGAUGGACGGCAUAGAACAGAAAGAAACAGAAGAAAAUGCGCCUUCAGUUAUCGACCGGUAUUACACACGGUGGUACAGAGCCGAUAUGAAGGGGAAACCGUGUGAGGACCACUGCAUCCUGCAGCAUUCAAACAGAAUAUGCGUUGUCACAUUAGCAGAGACUCACCCGAUCCUUCAAAAUGGGAGGACAAUCAAGAGCAUCAAUUACCAGAUCAGUAAUGCCUGCAGUCGGCUGAACAAUAAAGUGUCUGGGAAGUCCAAGCGGGGCGGUCAGUUCCUUACUGAUUUUGCACCUCUAUGUAGGAUAACAUGCACAGAUGAAACCGAAUACACAAUCUACAGCUGCAUCCGGGGCCGUCUUCUUGAGGUCAAUGAGAAUAUUUUAGAAACACCUACUCUCUUGCUGGAAAAGCCAUCUACUGAAGGAUACAUUGCCGUCAUCCUGCCAAAGUUUGAGGAGAGCAAGAGCAUAACGGAGAAUCUCGUGAGCAGAGAGGAGUUUGAGAGCAUUGUCUCCAAACGAAGUGUCACUGAAUCACAACCCUCUUGACAGGGCUACACAUUCUUGCCUUGUUCAAGUCAUAACUGUUUUGAAAGAGUUUUUCCUUCAAAUCCCACCAGGUUGGGUAAAAACUGUGGACGUUAUCCUGGAAAAUGAUAUUUACUUGUGGUUACUUCUAAAGGACUCUCACAUAUAAUGCAAGCAUUGCACUGUGCCUCUGGACUAUUAUAUAGUGUUUUUCAGUGUUAAAGAAUUUGAAGGUUUCAGGAACACUCUUCUUUGAAAAGCUUUAUUUAUUGUUUGGUUUUUGUAAUUCGAACAAGGAAAUAGAGGAAAGCAUGACAUUAUUUGAAUUCUGUAAUUAAAUACUCAAAAAAAAAUCUUGUUAGAAUUAUUUUUGUAGAAUAUCAUUAAAAACAACCAACACGGAUUUAAGAAAAAUAGUUUAU